Messenger RNA from Passer montanus (Eurasian tree sparrow), 3322 nucleotides. It is a transcript of the gene ST3GAL6, whose product is annotated as ST3 beta-galactoside alpha-2,3-sialyltransferase 6. NCBI's taxonomy places the organism in Eukaryota, Metazoa, Chordata, Aves, Passeriformes, Passeridae. Gene Ontology annotation, biological process: glycolipid biosynthetic process. The record is from RefSeq and is a predicted model, not a curated record. Gene Ontology annotation, molecular function: beta-galactoside alpha-2,3-sialyltransferase activity. Bases 263 to 1312 code for a protein of 349 amino acids. The transcript has 11 exons.
UCCAGCACGCUCGAGCAGAACAUUUCUGUGUAAAUACACAACGUGGUUUCUCCUACGUUUUCUCUUCUAGAUGGGGCUCAGCUGAACAAGCCUUUAUCUUGAAUCCCGUCGUAAGCACCACCAUGUGGGAACCGGGCUGGACCUACCAGAGGCUGCAGCAACAGCCUGGGCGGCCCUGAGCAGAAGCGACGAGUUCUGCCCUCUUCUUUGGGAUGACUUAAAGAUAAAAUAAGCUGCUCUGUAAACAAGCGGUUUAUCAGUCAUGAAACGAAUUCUUCUGGUUUUUAUCCUGGCUGCUGCUGUUAUGUAUGGUAUCCUGCAUGGAAAUCUGUGGAGAAAUAACUUCUACUGGAUUAGCUUUUAUGGACAGACUUCCUCUGUGAGGGCUUCUCCUUCCUAUGUGACUAGUGGAGUUACAAUCAGUUACAAUCAGCUGCCGCCUACGGCUGUAGAGAGGAGGAAUGCAUUGGACACUUGUUUCCUGAAACCAGCAUUUGAAUCUUUACUGGGUGUUGACAAAAUAUACCCAUUCCUGUGCGCUAAUGAUUUUAUCAGAGUGGCAGAGUUCCAAGGGAGCAAUAAGUUUGAACUACCUUAUGGAAUAAAGAGAGCAGAGCAAUUUUUUCGUUUAGCCCUUUCAAGACUGCAGAACUGUGGCCUUUCCAGUGAAGAAGACAGCAUUCCCUGUCGACGGUGCAUUGUGGUUGGUAAUGGAGGAGUACUUCGAAAUAAGACAUUAGGGGAAAAAAUUGACUCGUAUGAUGUCAUAAUAAGAAUGAAUAAUGGCCCUGUGAUAGGGUACGAAGAGGAUGUUGGGAGGAGGACGACUUUCCGCCUUUCUUAUCCAGAAUCUAUCUUCUCAGAUCCCAUCCACUACGACCCGAAUACCACUGUUGUUCUCAUCGUCUUCAAACCACGGGACUUGAAGUGGCUUUGGGAGAUACUUGGUGGUCAGAAAAUAAGUGUGAAGGGCUUUUGGAAGAAACCAGCUCUGAAUAUGAUAUACAAAUCGAGUCAAAUCAGGAUUCUUGAUCCCAGCAUCACCAGGAAAACUGCUUAUGAGUGGCUUCAUUUCCCAACAAGGUUUCCUAAGAAGGAGAAACCCAAGCAUCCAACAACGGGGCUAAUUGCCAUUACACUGGCAUUUCACAUAUGCCAUGAAGUCCACCUGGCAGGCUUCAAGUAUGACUUCACUGACAGAAAUAGCUCUUUGCACUACUAUGGCAAUGAAACCAUGUCUCAGAUGAUGCAGGAUGCUGUCCAUGAGGAUUUUUUUCCAGAAGAGCUGUUGAAUAUCUUCCAGACACUGUGAGGAGAGUUCUUGUGAUGGUGGUGACUGCAUCCCUCUGCUUCUCCACCCUGGCUCCAGUUCCAGGAAGUGGGUACUGAUCUCUGCUUUUGAAGAUGUGGUUAUUUUCUCUGCUUUAUUUAAUCUCCAGAGAUACUCUUCCCACUAAUAUAAACUGAUUCCUUCUCUGAUUUUUCUAGUUUUCUGGGUUUUUUUGUGAUUUGGAUUCUAGCUGUAGCAGAACAGACAAAAUAAUUGGAAAAAAUAGCAGCUUCAUGGUAAAGAAAUGGUGUCUCCCAAACUCUUUGUAGUUAAAAAAAAUCCCUUCAGUCUUCUUCACUUUUGCCACAUCAGCUUUUUGAUCUCCCUAAAUUUUUUUAAAAAUAAUGUUUGGUGUUCUCAAGGAAUUUAAUAUGUUCUCUUCUCUACAAGCAUUUAUCCAUAUCACCUGUUUCUUUUUAUAUCCUAAUAAGCCUUCCCAUGGUAUGACUGACUUAUUUUUCAAAUUAAGCAGUACUUCUAGGGAUGUUUUUCUCCCACUUCUGUGCUCCUGCCAGGGGUGUUGAGUUCACCACAGUUAUUGUCCCUGGGUGACUGGGUAAUGUUUUGAAUUAAACUGUUCCCUCAGGAUCACGCCAAGAGGUGAUGCUACUGAUAAACUAUGGGCCAUUUGUGGUGGAUUUUUUUUUGGGGGGGGGGGGGGUUGUUUGUUUUUUGUUUGUUUGGGUUUUUUGGUUUGGUUUGAGUUUUUUUGAAAUCCCAGCUUGCAGGCCCGUAGCUUUUCUCCUCUAUAAUAAGGAGUGAGCCAAGUAAUGAAUUUUUUUCCCCACAAGAUCCUGUGUACUGUUCCAGCACCUGCUUCUUGCACAUCAUUCCUGCUGCUCUGCCACGAGGACAUGUCUUGCUUUGAACUUCAUUCAGGCAGGAACACCCAUGUGUAGUGUGUUUCUCAGCAGUACUUACAGAUCAGUGUCUAUUCUGUCUGGGCACACAUUUUCACAGGUGUUUUCCAGUACUGAAGACUUAACUUACGGCUUUCAGAAUAAAAAAUAAUGCUAACACCAAAUAUUUAGAUAGUUUCUGAACCUGAGCUGCUAUUAAGACUAUUUUACCUUUUUGUCAUUUCUGAAAAUGAAAUCUGCACUGAAACUUCCCUUUAAGAGCUAUCCAGUUUUUUUUUUUAUUAUAUCAGGAGUGAAGCUGCCAGUUUUGAAUCCCAGAGUGCUGCCAGCUUUAUUUCUGUGUCUGAUAAUGGUGUAACUGUGUAAGUCCCCAAUUUCUCCUAUCAUUUUUGUAUCUGAAGUCAGAUGUUCUCCUCCCUUAUUAACUCUGUUCAUGUUCUCUGGCAGCUUCCUGAAUUUCUAGACAGCAUCACCUUACAGCAAAGGUGCUUCUGCAUUUUAUCUGCCACCCCUCUCAAAAUGCUGCACUGUUAGACAGACACAGCCCUGAAAUACCAAACUAUGUACAGAACAGGCAGGAUGACACAUGUUGGUUGAAAGCUCCAUUUGGCUCAGACUUUCAUGAGGUUUCUUUGUUGGGAAACUGUUAUUUCCUUUGCUGUAAUAAUUAAGGGAUGUUGGGAAACUGUUAUUUCCUCUGCUGUAAUAAUUAAGGGAAGUCACAGACUGCUGCACUAAAUGUGAAUCUGAGAGUGCCUAAAAGAUGUUCCUAAACAUAUUCCAGAUAUUUUCAGGGACUGUAUUGGCGAUAAUAAUUCAGAAUCACAACUUCGGUGUUUAAUCAGCAUGUGGUACUUUCUGUUUCCAAUGCCGUGCUUUCCUUUUUAGCAAUGCUCUGGGGGAGAGUAUAAAUACCUUCCCUUUUAAGUGGACUGUGGUUUUUAAGAAUAUACACAGCUCUGCAUAUGUUUUUGGUAUUGGGAAAUACUUAUUUGCCAUUUGUCUUAAGUUUUAUAUGCCUUUAAAGUGCCACCUGUAUUUUGAAGAAUUCUUAGAGUUGUUUCAAGUGAAAUUUUGAAUGCUACAUGUGGAAGGAGAUUAUUUUCCUUUGAAUAAACUGUUAAAGACAGUG